Molecule: messenger RNA, 3383 nt
Organism: Plutella xylostella (diamondback moth)
Lineage: Eukaryota; Metazoa; Arthropoda; Insecta; Lepidoptera; Plutellidae
Gene: Naprt
Product: nicotinate phosphoribosyltransferase
Biological process (GO): NAD+ biosynthetic process via the salvage pathway
Cellular component (GO): cytosol
Molecular function (GO): nicotinate phosphoribosyltransferase activity
Source: RefSeq, a predicted model, not a curated record
UUUUCUAAUGCAAAAUUAUUUGCGAUUUCGAGUUGCAAAUGUAUUAAUUUAAUUUUAAAUUAGCUGUCUCCUUUUUUUAUAAGCUUCUGAGUGCUUCUGAUUCUGAUUGAGAACUUUUGAUAGUUGGAUAGUGUUGAUGUCGACCUUCAAAUUUGACCUCUAUUGUUGUGGUCAAUAUGAAAUAGAAAUGCGCAUGCGUUAAGAAUUCCCGUCAAAUAUCAAGGUGUUUGUUUGGCGCGCUGAUAAGCACUCGCGGCUGAUCACAUCACGAUGAAAUUAUUUUCUUUAGUCGCACAACAGAUAGCAGACAAACCUCACGUCAGUAAUUGCUACUCCGAAAAGUUUUGUGCCUGUACCGAAGAUGUCUAGCGAAGAAAUAUCCAAUAACAGAAAGAUGGCUCGGCAAAAUGGGAUUGUCCAACCUUUGCUUACAGAUUUGUAUCAAAUAACUAUGGCCUAUGCUUAUUGGAAAUCGGGAAAAGUUGAUGAUGUAGCGGUAUUUGAUUUAUUCUUUCGUACCAAUCCAUUCCAUGGAGAAUUUACAAUAUUUGCCGGCCUUGAAGAGUGCCUCAAGUUUUUGGAAAAUUUUCAUUACUCAGAUAGUGAUAUUGAGUAUUUGAGGCAAACUUUGCCAGAUAACAUUGAGCCGGAAUUCUUUGCCUACUUGAAAGAUUUGACCUGCCGAGAUGUGAAACUGAGUGCCAUUGAGGAAGGCUCUGUUGUGUUUCCCAGAGUGCCUUUACUACGAGUGGAGGGACCACUAAUCAUCACACAACUUCUCGAGACGACCCUAUUGACCCUCGUUAACUUCGCAAGUUUGAUGGCUACAAACGCGGCGCGGUACAGGAUGGUGGCUGGGAAGAACGUUUCUUUGUUAGAAUUCGGCUUGCGACGAGCCCAAGGUCCGGACGGGGGGCUGUCGGCCUCCAAAUACGCUUACAUCGGCGGGUUCGACGGCACGAGCAACGUGCUCGCCGGCAAGAUGUUCGACAUCCCCGUGAAGGGCACGCACGCGCACUCGUUCGUGACGUCAUUCAGCAGCCUGGCGGACGCGGGCUGCGGGCGCCUGCCGCACGCCACCACCCGCGCGCCCCGCGACCUCCCCGCGCUCGCCGCCGCCUGGCGCCGCCGCGUCUCCGCCGUCAUCGACAUCUCCACCGACGAGGCCAGCGACGGCGAACUCGCCGCACUCAUAUCGUAUGCCAUAGCCUUCCCCACCGGAUUCUUGGCCCUCGUCGACACGUACGAUGUCAAGAGGUACAAUUUUCAAGGCUUAACCACACGACACCAGGCGCCCCCGGAUAGUACCGGCUACAAUAGCAACUGUGGGACCAAUGGCUCUAGACCCAACUCACCGAGUAUACAUAGUACAUAUGGAUGUAGCACGGUCGAACGCACACUGAGGAGCGGGCUUCUCAACUUCUGCGCUGUGGCUUUAGCCCUGAAUGACUGCGGAUACCGAGCUGUGGGUAUCCGCAUAGACAGUGGCGACUUGGCCUAUCUGUCAGUGCUGGCCAGAGAGACAUUUGAACAAGUCGGCCAAGCAUUCGAUCUGCCCUGGUUUAAUACACUGACGAUUGUGGCCUCAAAUGAUAUCAAUGAAGAAACAAUAUUGAGCCUAAACGAGCAAGGACACAAGAUUGAUUGCUUCGGAAUCGGCACUCAUUUAGUGACAUGUCAAAGACAGCCGGCGCUGGGUUGCGUCUACAAGCUCGUGGAGAUCAACGGGCAACCGCGCAUCAAGCUCAGCCAGGAUGUCGGCAAGGUCACCAUCCCCGGCCACAAAGAGGCCUACCGACUGUUCGGCGCGGACGGGCACGCGCUCAUCGACUUGCUCCAGCGGUCCUCGGAGACGCCCCCGCAGGUGGGGCAGAAGGUGCUGUGCCGACACCCCUUCCAGGAGUCCAAGCGGGCGUAUGUCAUACCGAGCAAGGUGGAGAGCUUGUUUAGGGUGUGCUGGAAAGACGGUAAAAUUCAAGUGCCAUUGAAGCCCUUAUCCGAAGUGAGGCAGAGAGUACAGGAAUCUCUGCGAACUCUGAGACAGGACAUCAAGCGCAAUCUCAACCCUACGCCGUACAAGGUGGCGGUAAGCGAUGAUUUGUACAGCUUCAUUCACGACCUGUGGCUGCAGAACGCACCCAUCGGAGAACUUUCAUGAAAUGCGUGAUUUAAAGCAGUCUUGUAAACAACUAAUAUGUUGCUGAAAGCGCAGCCAUCUUUAAUUUAUCCAUGAGAAGUGAAGCUCGACGUUUAACAAUCGUCUUGUAUUUCAAUAACAGCUGAGCAAUAUUAUAUAACCUGUAGGUACUUAGAAAUAAGAAUUGGUGGAUGAGCCUUAUGGAUGUAGUUGGUUAAUGUGAACAAACAAUAUGUAUAAAAAAUACAAAGUAGCUAUUUCGCUUAUAGAUUACCUACUCUUGGUGGGUGUAGCUUUAAAAGCAAAAUUAUGUUUGUCAAAAAGUAAUACUAGUCAUACGAAACAACUUAUGAAUUCUGGUUUAAAUCUGUUGCCUUGCACAGUAAGCUUAUGAAUAAUCUGUGUCUUAGCUGUUGUGUAUUAUAAUCCCCUAUAAUUAGAUUGUGCGUUAUGUAAAGCUAUUGAUUAGUAUAUAAAAUAUGUUUAGUAAGUUUAAAAAUACUUUACCUGGAGUAAUGAAAGUUAAGUUCUUGCAGAUCUAUAGACAGAUUUUAACCCGAUGUUUUAUUUGAUACAUCGAAAUGGAUAUUUUAACGAAGUUUUUCUAAAUGUGUAAUUGAUGUUUAGCAUUGAACCAAUUUAUUACAUUCAUAUUAACUAGAAUGCAUUUAGUUAUACACACUUGAAAACAUUGUACAAUGUACAAAUAAAAUUGUGUACUAUUUGUAAUAUACAGUAUACAAUACAUAAAAUAAGUAUAAUAAUGCCACUGUGCUGUGGCUGGUUAUUUUUUACUGAGAUCAAAAUAUUAUGUUAUUUUAAUUUAGUUAGAUCAUACUCGUGUAAAAACCUGUAGGGGUUAAGUGCAAUUCUGUGUAUCAGAUUCCGAUGAAAAUUGCACCUUAUGCCAUAGCAUUUUCAUUAUUCGUUAUCAACGAUUCACAGAACCAGUACCUUUAGGCCUAGCAUAUUGUAAGUGUAAGUAAUAAAAUUGCACUAGUGCAAUGACACCUUUAUUUUUUGUAUCUAUGUAUUUAUACCUACCUUUUACUGUAGAAGUACUUAUAGCAUUCCUGUUUAUACAUAUGUAUAAGUUUUAUACCUUAUGUUUUGUAUUGUAAAGUACAACACAAUUUUUAGGCACAAAUGUUAUUAUGGUGAUUUUAUAUACCAAAUUUAUGUUUAAUAUCAUAUAAUUACAGCAUUUUAAAGAUUUUCUCUAUAUAUCAAAAGUAUUAGAGAUGAA